Molecule: messenger RNA, 1351 nt
Organism: Gopherus flavomarginatus (Mexican gopher tortoise)
Lineage: Eukaryota; Metazoa; Chordata; Testudines; Testudinidae
Exons: 9
Coding region: 1-1335 (444 amino acids)
Biological process (GO): nervous system development
Source: RefSeq, a predicted model, not a curated record
AUGGAUCCCGUGAGCAGUGCUAGGAUGAAUGUCCCCUUCGCCAGCACGCAGCUCGGGGCAGCGAUGCCGCCAGUGACUCCUGGCCCCGCUAGUGUGACAGAUGGGCAGCCCCCACCUGUCACCACCAAGAGUGCCCGUGGCAGGACACAGAGCGUGUUCAUUGUGGAAGACCAGCCUCCUCUUCUCAAAGCUGCCCUUCUCCGUGUGCCCUGCGAACUUGCGCUGGAGAUGGAAUUCAUUGGCGCCUUCCAGAUUCCCGCGUCGCAUGCGCAUCGCAGCCUGGUGCAGAGUUUCAAUGAGACGGUGGCGCCCCUCUUCGCAGCUGUGCCAGGAUUCCAGAGCCUAGAAGUGAUGAGGAUCAGGAAAGGCAGUGUGGUGCUGGAGUACGAUGCCCUCUUCGCUGCGGAGCGGCUGCGUGGGCAGGCGCAGGGCUUGGGAGCCCUUUUAAACCGGACGGUGCUGUCGGGUGCCACCCGCUCGGGUCUCCACGUUGCCAGUGCCCCCGUGCUGUGGAACGUGGUCCUGGAGAGGCAGCUGGACCUGUGCACGGUGCUCUUCUCGUGCCACGCCGGCUUUGAGUGCAUCAGCAGUGGGGCCGGCAAUGCCAGCUGCACGUCCGUGUGCCACAGAGACUACUGCAAAAACCACGGCAUCUGCACGCAUGCACACGACCACGAGCCUGUGUGCCAGUGCCCCACUGGCAGUGACUACUGGUUCAUGGGCCCACGCUGCGAUUACAAGGUGACCCAGCAGAGCCUGCUGGGCGUGGCCUGCGGGGUGCUGCUGACUGUGGCCCUGCUGGGCGUGGCCGUCACCUGCUUGGUGGUCCGGAGGUUCAAGGCGCUGCUCUUGGAGGCCAGGGUUGACCAGACCAAAAGCAGCUACCGCCGGUUUUGUCGCCUUGAUGAUGUGUCAGCUCAAUACUGGUCUCAAUCUUGGCUCGCCUCUGCUAAUUCCUUGGACAACCCAGGCUUCAGCAACUCUGAGGAGCUGCUCCACUUACAGAUGCUAGACAACAGUUGUUGCAGCUGUAAGGAUGACACUAUGGUCGCAGACAGCUACAAGCAGCAGACCACAGCUAUCAGCACAGUUUGCAGGCCCAGCUUUCACUAUGACUGGGACACAAGUUCCAGUAGCAUAAAUGAUCCCAUGAUUGACUCUGGAAAAGCCAGUGAUAUUUCUGUGUCAAGUUGGCCAAUGGAACCAGUUCAGUGGACACCCUUUCCAAUUCUACAUCAUCUUUCCAGACAACGGCCGCCCAAAGCUAGUAGGCGACCUCAUUCCUACUGUGAGGGGAUGGAACUGGUCAAUCUUGAAAGAAGUUGGACAGCCUAAAAAUGGCAGACUAAAG